Amphibalanus amphitrite is the source of this 1632-nucleotide messenger RNA. RefSeq names its product protein ILRUN-like. Gene Ontology annotation, cellular component: phagophore assembly site. The record is from RefSeq and is a predicted model, not a curated record. The transcript has 6 exons. Lineage: Eukaryota; Metazoa; Arthropoda; Thecostraca; Balanomorpha; Balanidae. Gene Ontology annotation, biological process: macroautophagy. Gene Ontology annotation, molecular function: ubiquitin binding. The coding region runs from base 273 to 1067 and encodes 264 amino acids.
UUAUGUCAUGUUAUGAUUGAACUGGGUAAGUUAUCGCGAAUGCGACGGUGUUUUGCUUGGUGGUGAUUUCCACGCAUGUCCGAUUCAUUUGUGGCGCAUUUUUGGAAUUGUGGGUGAUUCAGGCUGUUUUUAUGCAAAAUUUAGCAAAAAGUAAUAGAUAAAUGAUUAUUAAAUGGUUGAUAAUAAAUGAAGAGGUUUAACAAGUGCAAUUAAGUUGAAACUAAUCCCACAAUUUCUACACGAGCUGUAGUUGUCAGCUAAGACCUGAAGCCAUGGAGGUGGAUGAGUCUGAUGUCGACUCCGUGCUGCAGCAGUUCAGCUGCAUGGGCACCACAGACAGAGAUGUGCUCAUCUCUCAGUUUCACAAGCUUGUUGGUGAUGGAGCCAAUGAAAGGGAUGCUGCCUUCUAUUUGGAAAUGAACAAUUGGAACCUACAGGAGGCGGUGGGCGCCUACUUUGACCUGCAGAGCGGGCCCGUGCAGCUGCUGCCGCCGCCCUCGCCCUCGCUAGUACUCAUCGAGGACGCCACGGUGGGCGAGGGCGAGAGCGUACCGCCCGACACCACCUUCAUCAAGACGUGGCGCAUCAAGAACGCCGGCCGCGAGCCGUGGCCCCCCGGCUGUGUGCUGCGCUUCCUGCACGGCAGUCAGCUCUCAGAGAAGACUUUCAUACCGCUCAGCUGCCUGGCGCCGGACGAGGUGGCCGAGGUCUGUGUCCAGAUGCGUUCACCCGGCGAGCCGGGCAUGUACCAGAGCAAGUGGCGCGCCACCACCGCCUCCGGCUCCCACUUUGGAGACGUGAUCUGGGUGAUUCUGACGGUGCAGCACGACGGCGUGCUGGCGGUGACGCAGCAGAUGACCCGGCUGACCGAGCUGGGUACCUCGCCCACCGCCGGCUCGCCCGUUAACCCGUUCGGGGAGCCGGACGGACGACCGCGACCGCACGGCCUCCCCGCCUUCUCCGGCGUGAACGCGCCCGGCAGACCGCCGCCAACGCCGCCACCGCACACGGCACUCCAGCCUGAACAUGCGUGUGAACUUCCAAACACUGACGCGGAGAUGGACUGAGAGGCGCCGGCUCCCGUCCGUGCUCGCCUGCUCCGGCUCCGGCUCCGGCCGCUCCGGGACGCGCCCCGACCAGCCGCGGCUCCCGCGCCGCUCCCCGGUAUCCGAGGGUCCCGGGGCCGCCCCCACAGGCCGGUCGGCGCCGCGCUGAACUCCGUCCGAGCACUGACACUCGUCGGGACGGUGUGGGCCUCACGCACCACGAGCGGACCCGCGCGGCCGUGCCACAGCGCCGCCGCCGCGCGACCCUAUUUUUUACAUUGAAAUGCGAUUGUGCUUGGCUUCUGAGACAGCGUUCGAGGAGCGCUAUAUCAGACAAAUCUUUUAGUGUCGUGCGGGGUUUUUGCUGGAUUGUAUCUCUAGUGCUGCGCUCGUCUUUUGAACGCAUCACCUGGUGAGAAAAUGGGGAUAAAGGGACAUGAUAUCUGUGUAUGCUAUAGAAUAUGCUGUUAUUGAUCUUUCCACGCCCAUCAAACGUAAUAGCACUGUAAUUCUGGACUUUGGUAGACUGACUGAAUCGUUAUAUUGGGCGCCAAGUACUUGUAUUGAAUACAGUGAACUGUAUGCA